AGAGGAGAGGGGUGGAGUUGGGGGAGGAGAGAGGAGGAUGAGGUGUUCUUUUUUUUUUGUCUUUUUUUUUCCCUUGGCUAUCUGACUUAUCAUAGAGUUCAGUUUUGGAGGCCUGUGAGGUUGAUUUGCAUGAGGAGGAGAGUCACUUCAAGUCAUCUGUGCUGCGGGGGACCACUUGCUAAUUUCCUGUCUGAUGAAGUAGACUACCUGCGAUGGUGUAAAUUGUAGCGGCCAGAUCCCCCGCUGGGCUGUGAAGUCCCGCGGCCGUCCUCUCUUCGUUUCUGCGCCAGGAUUCGCCAUGAGGCCCGAUAGAGACGUCUGGGGGACGCGAUGACAGCUGACAAGGAGAAGAGAAGAGCGACCAGCCGUGAGGCGGCCAGAAAGAGACGGCGAGUGGAGUCCGAUGUGUUUGGAGAUCUGUCUCGCCUUCUGCCGCUCCAAUCCUCCAUCCGAAGUCACCUGGACAAACCCUCCGUCAUCCGCCUCACCCUCAGCUACAUACGUUUGCACUCGCUGCUCAAAGAAAAUGCAGAGACCAGACACAACGUAAACCAUCGACAAAUAGUAGAAGGUGGAGAAGAACGGAGUGAUGUUAAUGGAGGACCGCAUGUGGACGUGAAAGAGGAAUUCGAGGCGUCGGAGGAGACGAACUUGUACCUGAGGAUCCUGGAGGGAUUUCUGAUGGUUUUGUCCACAGAAGGAGACAUGAUCUUCCUGUCUGAUAACGUCACCAAGUACAUGGGCUUGACGCAGACUGAGUUGAUGGGACACAACAUUUUUGAGUACACUCACCCCUGUGAUCACGAAGAAAUCAGACACAAUCUACGUCUGACAGCAGAGCAAGUCUGGUGCGGUGAGAAGAGGGACUUCGUCAUGAGGAUUAAAAGCGCUCUGACCCACAGAGGAAGGAGCGCCAACCUCAAGUCAGCGACAUGGAAGGUUCUGCACUGUCAGGGCAGAGUGAAGGUGUGCAUGGCCCCGUCUUCCAUCGCCUGCCUGCUGCUGACCUGCAGACCUCUGCCGCUCUCACACACACUCCUCAGCACACACACCUUCACCAGCCAGCACAGCAUGGACAUGAGGUUCACGUACUGCGACCCAAGAGUGACUUCUCUUUUAGGCUACACCCCUGAGGAGCUGGUGGGUCGUUCCAUCUACAAUUUCUGUCACACGCUGGACGCAAACUGUCUGAGCAAAAAUCACCUCAACUUGUGUCUGAAGACCCAGUCGGUCAGCGGUCAGUACCGGAUGCUGGUGAGAGGUGGAGGCUACGUCUGGGUGGAGACUCACAGCGCCGUCAUCCCCAGCGUCAAACCGUCCAGAUCCAGACCGAGCACCCACCAGCCGCUCUGCAUCCUCAGUGUCACCUACGUCCUCAGCGGAGUGGAGGAACCGACUCUGCAGCUCUCUUUGGACCAGGCUAUGCCCAGAUAUCUGACCUGAAAGCUGAAGAAAAGUCUGCAAAACCCAAAUCAACAGCAAUCCGCUCUACCUCCUUCUGGGAAUUUUAAUCAAUUAUUUUCAUGAAUCUAACUUUUAUUAAACAUUAAUCUUUCUAUUUAA
Molecule: messenger RNA, 1563 nt
Organism: Acanthochromis polyacanthus (spiny chromis)
Lineage: Eukaryota; Metazoa; Chordata; Actinopteri; Pomacentridae
Gene: epas1a
Product: endothelial PAS domain protein 1a
Exons: 9
Coding region: 331-1443 (370 amino acids)
Biological process (GO): cellular response to hypoxia; regulation of transcription by RNA polymerase II
Molecular function (GO): protein dimerization activity; DNA-binding transcription factor activity, RNA polymerase II-specific; RNA polymerase II transcription regulatory region sequence-specific DNA binding
Source: RefSeq, a predicted model, not a curated record